AUCUUGCAACAAACAAUAUAAAAAGUCCAGUUGCAGACAGCAGUGCACUGCAACGCGUUUGGACAAGAACACAAACAGAGCAACGCAAACUUAUCAUGGAUGUUUCCACCACAUUAGGGUUAGCGGGGUUGGUUUUAACUUUGCUCUGGUGGUUGACAGCUAAGUAUAGAAGUAAUGUCAAUUUACCCCCAGGUCCCCGUGGACUCCCACUACUGGGGAACCUUCUACAGCUGGACAAACUCGCACCUUUCACAACGCUGCUCAAGCUCAGUGCCAGCUACGGCCCGGUGAUGACCCUACAUUUGGCUAACCAGCGGUUGGUGGUUCUUGUCGGGUACGAUGUGAUAAAGGAGGCCCUGGUGGAGAAUCCAGAUGAUUUCACCUCUAGGGGACCUAUUCCUCUCCUGGUCAGGGCGACCAGGGGCUACGGCUUGGCCAUCAGUAAUGGAGAGCGGUGGAAGCAGCUGCGUCGCUUCACCCUGUCCACGCUCAGAGACUUUGGCAUGGGGCGGAAGGGGAUGGAGGAGUGGAUCAAAGAGGAGAGCAGACACCUGGUGGACCGCAUCACUAGCACUAAAGCAAGUCCCUUUGAUCCGACCUUCUUAAUGAGCUGCACCGUCUCCAACGUGAUCUGCUGCCUGGUGUUUGGUGAGCGCUUCAGCUACGAUAAUGAACACUUCCUCAGCCUUCUGAAGAUCAUCUCACAGACGUUAAAACAUUUCAGCAGCCCUGUCGGCCAGCUGUACAACGUCUUCCCCUGGCUGCCGGACCGACUUUCGAGGCGGCAUCGUGCUGCUUUCAACAACAUUGAAAAGCUCCGCAAGUUCAUCAUGGAGAAGAUCCUGGAGCACCAGGACACCAUGAACCCUAGCUCCCCCAGAGACUACAUCGACUGCUUUCUGACCCGACUCAAACAGGAGAAGGACAAUCCCACUUCUGAGUUUACACUUGAAAACUUGGAGUCCACUGUAUUGAAUCUGUACCUGGCAGGAACGGAGACAACCAGUACAACCAUCAGAUUUGCACUGAGCGUGCUCAUAAAAUACCCUGACAUACAAGAGCACAUGCAGCGAGAGAUUGCCUCUGUCAUUGGGUCAGAACGUUGCCCAAAUAUGGAAGACAGGAAGUCCCUCCCCUUUACGGAUGCAGUGAUCCAUGAAGUCCAGAGGCUUCUGGACAUCGUCCCAAUGAAUCUCCCUCACUAUGCUGAGCAUGACAUCUCAUUCAGGGGCUAUGACAUCCCCAAGGUACAGUCAUCCUUUCCAAACAACAUACACAGUCCAAAUGCUGAUGUCUCCUCCACAACCUUGUGCUCUAAUUGUGUCACGUGUCAACAGGGCACCAUGAUCAUUCCCAUGUUGCACUCUGUUCUGAGAGAAGAGAAACACUGGGAAACCCCCUGGUCGUUCAAUCCCCAGCACUUCCUGGACCCGGAUGGCAACUUCAAGAAGAACCCUGCAUUUCUUCCAUUCUCAGCAGGGAAGAGGUCCUGUGUGGGAGAGUCUCUGGCCCGGAUGGAGAUCUUUCUCUUCAUGGUGUCUCUGGUGCAGCGGUUCACCUUCAGCUGUCCGUCAGGACCAGAGCACAUCGACCUCAGCCCAGAGCACAGCAGCUUCGCCAGUCUGCCGCGCACCUACCACAUCGUCGCCACGCCACGCCAAAACUGACCCUGUGUGUGUGUGUGUGUGCGCGCCCCAGUGUACCUCAGUGUGUCAGCUCUUCGGAGGGAUGGUCUACGCUCAAGUUCCAAAACAGUUGAGACACUUAUGAUUAAGAUUAAAUAUGUAUAAACUACGGUAAUAUCUGUCUUGUAAUUACAAAUAACUGUCAUACUAUAGGGAAUUUGUAAUUGCGAUCUGGUAAAAGAUGUCCGUAACAUACAUAGUCCAUCCUACCGGAAUACAGAUACUAUUACACUUAAUCACAAGGCAGCGAAUGGAGAACUUGGUUGAGCGCACCGCUCCCAAGUGGCGUCACUAGGCUGUUUUAUUCGGGGCUCAAGCCCCGGAUCUAAACUGAUUAGCCCCGAAUCUUUUUUUUUAAAUUUUCUUUAUUUUGCUGCAUGCAGAGCCUGUGCCAUAUCCGCACGUCGCACAUGCUCCCAUUGUUAGGACUCUUGCGUAGCUUACUGCUAGGAAUUUCUGUUCUACUGCUCAAGAUUUUAAGCCAUGAAUUGAUGAACUUGCAUUGAAGAAAAUAUGUCAGUUUUCUGUGGGCUGUAAAUAGGCCAAUCUAUGAGGCUAAAUAUAGCAUGCCAAUAUUGAUGACUGAUUGUGUCAAGUGUUUAAGGAUGAAUGCUAGCAUGAUUUGUUUCCAACUUUUGACUUAAGUUACAAUUUGGCUAACUAGCUAGCUGCCGACAAUUUUCAAUUCCAAUGCUGGCUGUCAUUUCAUUACCAAUGUUAAGUGUCAUAAAUAGUUAACACUGGUGCUGAGUCAUGAUUCCUAAAAAAGAAAUACCUAAAACAUGUGAUAUGUUUUCAAUUUGCAGAAAGUUUUGAAAAAUCCAGGAUCCCUGAGAGCCUUACUGCAUUAUAUUCCAUAAUAGUUGUUUCUUUAGGAACCUGAAUGUUGUCUUUUCCUUCACAGAAAAAAAAAUAUGUCCACUAUAAAAUGAUGCAGAAAAGGCACAGAUAGAUGAAUACAAAUCCACCAGAAUGCAGGAAAUUAAGUGUUUGACGCUCAAAAAUUUCUGGGGGAGCACCCCAAUACUCCUCACCUAUAAUUUGUCCCCCAAAAUGUUGAAAUGAAAGAUAGCCUAUAUGACCCUGUACGCAGGCUGGAUACAAUAUAUCCAUCUAUAUGUUGUUUUUACUUUUUGGAUUAAAAAGAAGGCAUGUCAGCAAACUCCA
This is a messenger RNA of Gadus morhua (Atlantic cod), 2852 nucleotides long. RefSeq names its product cytochrome P450 2C15. The transcript has 8 exons. Gene Ontology annotation, biological process: xenobiotic metabolic process. Gene Ontology annotation, cellular component: cytoplasm; intracellular membrane-bounded organelle. NCBI's taxonomy places the organism in Eukaryota, Metazoa, Chordata, Actinopteri, Gadiformes, Gadidae. Gene Ontology annotation, molecular function: oxidoreductase activity, acting on paired donors, with incorporation or reduction of molecular oxygen, reduced flavin or flavoprotein as one donor, and incorporation of one atom of oxygen; iron ion binding; heme binding. Bases 96 to 1667 code for a protein of 523 amino acids. The record is from RefSeq and is a predicted model, not a curated record.